AAUUGGAGCCAGAUGUUUAUAAGUGGAUUAGAUGACAGAGAAAAGAUUCUGCUGGAGGAGUACACUUCGGUCUUAGUGAAUUAUAAGGAUGUCAGGGUGAAGCUCAAUGAUGUGGAAAAGAAAAAUCGGGACAACAUUUUUGAGUUGACACUUCAGCUAAGGGAAAUGAGGAAUGCUCUUGUGACAAAGGAUAAAGAGAUACAGAUUUUACAUCAGAAGAUGAACUGUCCAGAUGGAAAUCCGGAUGAAAGUCCCUACACCACCACCACAGAAUACAAAUACACACCACAUGAAGGGCUUCUUCAAAAAGCAGGUCAAGAAGCGGAGUCAAAAAUUUCAUCUUCAAAUUUAGAUGCAAAAUCCCAUUUUGCAGAACAAGUUGAAUUUGAGAGAACAGGAAAUAAUGCCUUAUCAUCUAUGAGAAUGACACUAAGUUGUAUUCAUCUUUUGAACUAA
Molecule: messenger RNA, 456 nt
Organism: Cajanus cajan (pigeon pea)
Lineage: Eukaryota; Viridiplantae; Streptophyta; Magnoliopsida; Fabales; Fabaceae
Source: RefSeq, a predicted model, not a curated record